CCACCUCCGCCUCUCCACCCUCUAGUCCACGCGUCACUCCAGUCGUACCGCCAAGAUGCGUGAGAUUGUUCACCUCCAGACCGGCCAAUGUGGUAACCAAAUCGGUGCUGCCUUCUGGCAAAACAUCUCCGGCGAGCACGGCCUCGACGGCUCGGGCGUGUACAAUGGCACGUCAGACCUUCAGCUGGAGCGCAUGAGCGUCUACUUCAACGAGGGCAGCGGCAACAAGUAUGUCCCCCGUGCCGUCCUCGUCGACCUCGAGCCCGGUACGAUGGACGCCGUCCGCGCUGGCCCGUUCGGCAACCUCUUCCGCCCGGACAACUUCGUCUUCGGCCAAUCCGGUGCGGGCAACAACUGGGCCAAGGGUCACUACACCGAAGGUGCCGAGCUCGUCGACCAAGUCCUUGACGUCGUCCGCCGCGAGGCUGAAGGCUGUGACUGUCUCCAGGGCUUCCAGAUCACCCACUCUCUCGGCGGUGGUACUGGUGCUGGCAUGGGUACCCUCCUCAUCAGCAAGAUCCGCGAAGAGUUCCCCGACCGCAUGAUGGCCACCUUCUCCGUCAUGCCCUCCCCCAAGGUCUCCGACACCGUCGUCGAGCCGUACAACGCAACCCUGUCCGUCCACCAGCUCGUCGAGAACUCCGACGAAACCUUCUGCAUCGACAACGAAGCCCUCUACGACAUCUGCAUGCGCACGCUCAAGCUCAACAACCCCUCCUACGGCGACCUCAACCACCUCGUUUCCGCCGUCAUGUCCGGCAUCACCACCUGCCUCCGCUUCCCCGGUCAGCUCAACAGCGAUCUCCGCAAGCUCGCCGUCAAUAUGGUCCCCUUCCCACGUCUGCACUUCUUCAUGGUCGGCUUCGCCCCGCUCACCGCCCGCGGCGCCCACAACUUCCGUGCCGUCACCGUCCCGGAGCUGACCCAGCAGAUCUUCGACCCCAAGAACAUGAUGGCCGCCUCCGACUUCCGCAACGGCCGCUACCUCACCUGCUCCGCCAUCUACCGCGGCAAAGUCUCCAUGAAAGAAGUCGAGGACCAGAUCCGCAACGUGCAGAACAAGAACACAGCCUACUUCGUCGAGUGGAUCCCGAACAACGUCCAGACCGCUCUCUGCUCCAUCCCACCGCGCGGCCUCAAGAUGAGCAGUACGUUCGUCGGCAACAGCACGGCGAUUCAGGAGCUGUUCAAGCGUGUUGGCGAUCAGUUCACGGCUAUGUUCAGGCGUAAGGCUUUCUUGCAUUGGUACACAGGUGAGGGUAUGGAUGAGAUGGAAUUCACGGAGGCGGAGAGCAAUAUGAAUGACCUUGUCAGCGAGUACCAGCAGUAUCAGGAGGCGGGUGUGGAUGAGGGUGAGGAGGAGUAUGAUGAGGAGGCGCCGCUGGAGGGCGAGGAGUAAGCGAUGUCAAGCUGUUACGUCUCCGAGUCAAAGGACGCACGU
Molecule: messenger RNA, 1441 nt
Organism: Baudoinia panamericana UAMH 10762
Lineage: Eukaryota; Fungi; Ascomycota; Dothideomycetes; Mycosphaerellales; Teratosphaeriaceae
Exons: 5
Coding region: 56-1399 (447 amino acids)
Biological process (GO): microtubule cytoskeleton organization; mitotic cell cycle
Cellular component (GO): cytoplasm; microtubule
Molecular function (GO): GTP binding; structural constituent of cytoskeleton; GTPase activity
Source: RefSeq, a predicted model, not a curated record